Molecule: messenger RNA, 3803 nt
Organism: Musa acuminata AAA Group (dessert banana)
Lineage: Eukaryota; Viridiplantae; Streptophyta; Magnoliopsida; Zingiberales; Musaceae
Product: receptor-like protein EIX2
Exons: 3
Coding region: 634-2961 (775 amino acids)
Molecular function (GO): protein binding
Source: RefSeq, a predicted model, not a curated record
CCACCUUCUGACUUGACUUGACUUGACUCCGCCAAAGAUGGCUGCUUUCCUCCUUCACCGAAAAGAAGGAAAUGGGAACCACGAGAGCACGCAAGUCAUCUACCUAACCCCGACACCGAAGUCCAGUCAACCCUCACUAGCUCUUAUUCCCCACUGCUCCCUCCACCUGCUCCGACGACCGACGGGGUUAGAAUAGGGGUCAAGCGGGAGUCCACAAAAUAGCUUUAGCGGUCGAUGACGGGCUUCCACGAUAAGAUCUACACGUUCUCCGAUCAAGUCGCCAGGUCAAGUCAAUGUAAUCAUCACCUCCACCUUCGCCCUGUUCUUCUAAUUGAGGCGGCAAGGAGAAGGUAGGGCGGGAGAUCAAACUGCUCGCCAUGGCUUUCACCCUAUUCUUCUCAUCAUCGUUAUUCUACCUUUUGGGCAUCCUCCUUCUCCACGGGGCAGCGGUGGCACGAGGGUGUUUUAGCAUGGAGAGGGAGGCGCUGCUGGACUUCAAAGCUGGUGUCAGAGACACCCGCAACCGGCUAUCUUCUUGGACAGGCCACCACUGUUGCACAUGGAAGGGAGUGGCCUGCGACACCACCACUGGCCACGUCGUCAUGCUGGACCUCCGAAACACAAAUUUUACAGAUGAUUGGGCAUAUUACGCGCGGGAUCCGCAUGCCGGAAUUCAUCGGCUCCUUCAAGAAACUGAGAUACCUCAAUCUAUCUUCUACAAAAUUCAUGGGAGGAAUACCUGCUCGGCUGGGGAACCUUUCGAGCCUCUACGUUCUUGAUCUAAGAGCUGCUUUACGUUUUGCACCCCUUGUUGACAACCUCGACUGGCUCUCCCAUCUUACCUCCCUGAAGCACCUGGACUUGAGCGGGUUGAAGCUAACCGAUGUCCCAGAUUGGUUCUCAUCGGUGAACAUGCUGCCUUCCCUCCAAGUGUUAAGUAUGUCUUCCGUUGGUCUCAACACAAUCCCAGCAUCUGUUGUCCACGUCAACUUCACCUCCUCUCUUACUGUGCUUGAUCUCUCCUUCAAUAAUUUCAACUCCAUCUUACCCAAAUGGUUGGGGAAUAUUAGUAGUCUUACCCAUCUUGAUCUCCAUUAUUCUGGGUUCUAUGGCGUUAUUCCUGAUGCAAUUGGAGACUUGGGCAGACUGAAAGAAUUACAUAUGCCGGGCAACCAAUUGACAGGAAAUUUGAGCGGUUGGUUGGAGCAAAUGACGAAUCUCAUCAUUUUGGAUCUCCGAUCUAAUUUAUUCAACGGUUCCAUGCCUUCCUCCUCCGUUGGUAUGUUGUCUAAUCUCACUGAAUUGUAUCUCGGUGGAAAUUCUCUCGAAGGUGUUAUUUCAGAAGUUCAUUUUGAGAAUCUUACGAGAUUGCAAGUAUUAGACUUGCAUGACAACUCCAUCACCAUAUCAAUUGGCCAGAGUUGGGUCCCCCCUUUCCAACUCACAUAUGUAGAUUUAACCAAAUGUCAGUUGGGACCUCAAUUUCCAGAAUGGUUGCAGUUCCAAACACAGAUCGAAGAAUUACAUUUGGCAGACUGUAAAAUUGCAGGGACAAUGCCCGCUUGGUUUUGGAAUAUUUCAUCUUCUACCAUCAUAUUUUUAGACCUUUCCAACAACCAAAUUAGAGGCAAGCUGUCAUCUUCUUUAAAGUUCACCAAGUUGGAAAGAUUACAUUUGGAAUCCAACAGAUUUGAAGGUCCAUUGCCAACGAUGCUACCGUCUACACUUGAUACUCUAUACCUCUCCAAUAAUUCCUUUACAGGGCAAUUGCCGAUAUGGCCCCAUGUUAGAUUUGUGUCAAUCUCAGAUAACAUGCUUGACGGUGGCUUAUCUUCAUCAAUCUGCCAAUGGACAUAUCUCGAAUACCUUGACCUUUCGAAUAACAAAUUACUUGGUGAGAUCCCUUAUUGUCUGGGAAAAUCAUUACAAAAUCUUCAGUUCUUAGAUUUGGGCAACAACCACUUGUCGGGUGAAAUUCCACACACAAUCGAUUUUUUAAGUAGGCUUUGGUAUUUGCAACUGAAAAAUAAUAGUUUUUCGGGUGAGCUUCCUUUCUCAUUGAAAAAUUGUAUAGAGUUACAAUUUCUUGAUUUGGCUCAAAAUAAUUUUGUCGGAAGUAUAACGCUAUGGAUGGGAGAUAAUCUACAACAACUGAUAGUGCUUCGUCUCCGUUCAAAUAUGUUUUCAGGAAUUGUUCCUUGGCAACUUGCUAGAUUUGAACAGCUUCAAAUAUUGGAUCUUGCCAAUAACAACUUCUCUGGUUCAAUACCUCACAACAUUGGUAAUUUAAGUACCAUGAGAUUGACAUCACAAUAUUAUGCAUUUUGUUCUUAUGAAUCAGAUGUCUUUACAAAGGGACAAGAUCUUCGUUAUUUAAAAUGCAGCAUAACUCUUAUGAAAAGUUUGGAUCUUUCAAACAAUAGUCUAACCGGAGAGAUACCAAAUGGAAUUGGAGACCUUGCAGGACUCAAGAACUUAAAUUUGUCAAGAAAUCAUUUACAAGGGAAAAUCCCUUGGGAGAUAGGAGGAAUGAAAUCAUUAGAAUCCCUUGAUCUAUCGAUAAAUGACCUUUCUGGUAGCAUUCCCCAGAGCUUAUCAGCUUUAUAUUUCUUGAGCUAUUUGAAUUUGUCGUAUAAUAAUCUUUCGGGAAUGAUACCAUCUGGUAAUCAACUCCAAACCUUUAUUGAUCCAUCCAUCUAUAUGGGCAAUGCUGACUUAUGUGGACCACCAAUUUCGAAAGGUUGUUUUAAUAAUAAAACAACUCAAAAUAUUAUACAAGAGUACAAGAAGGAGAUUCCCCCGUGGCUAUGGUUCUAUAUCAGCAUGGUACUAGGAUAUGUGAUGGGAUUUUGGACCUUUUAUGGUAUUCUCCUCCUCAAAGACGCAUGGAGGCAUGCUUAUUUCCAUAUGAUUGAUGAUAUGUAUGAUUGGUUCCGGGUACAAUGGUAUUUAAUCUUUUGAUGAUUGUUUAGACUUAAAUCCAAACAUUUCUACUGUGGACGAUCCAAGGCUUUACGGUAGAUUGGGAGAAGAUGCCUGCGAGUAUAUUGAAUUUGGUUAUGUAUGGAGGCAACAAAUCAUCUGUGCAGUAUUUGUGAGCAUCGACUGUGGCGUCACUCGUGGCUAUACGGACUCCGAAACUGGAAUACUGUAACAAGUCGAUGAAGGAUACAUCGACACGGGUAGAAACAUCAGAAUCGCUGAAACGUACAUCGACGAUCCUACAAAGGUGCAGACGUGGUUGCAGUUUCACAGAUCAAAGAAUUAUAUUUGGCAGACAGAUCAAAGAAUUAUAUUUGGCAGAUUGUAAAGUUGCAGAGACAAUGCCUGCUUGGUUUUGGAAUAUUUCAUCUUCUACCAUUACAGAUUUAGACCUUUCCAACAACCAAAUAGGAGGCAAGCUGCCAUCUUCUUUGAAGUUCACCAAGUUGGAAAAAUUAUAUUUGGAUUCCAGUAGAUUUGAAGGUCUAUUGCCUACGAUGGUACCAUCUACACUUGAUGCUCUAUCUCUCUCCAAUAAUUCUUUUACAGGGCAAUUGCGAUAUGGCCCUAUGUUAGAUUUAUGUCAUUCUCAGAUAACAUGCUUGAUGGUGGCUUAUCUUCAUCAAUUUGCCAAUGGAGAUAUCUCCAAACCCUUCACCUUUAGAACAAUAAAUUAUUUGGUGAGAUCUCUUGUUGUGUAGGGGAGUUAUUACAAAACCUUUAUUACUUAGAUUUGGGCAACAACCACCUGUCGGGUGAAAUUCCACAUACGAUCAUUGAAAAAUUGUAUAGAGUUACAGUUUCUUGAUCUCUCAAAAUAA